AUGCCAAUUGCUGUCCUAAUCUGCCCUGCAAAACAACACCAUACAGAACCACACUCCGAUACCCACUCUUCUACCUCACGCGUUAAGCCUCCUACUUCUUUUCUGGUUCUCCAUCACCACCAUUUUUUUCAUCAUCUGCCACAACUUGGGUUCAUUAGAAAUCUUGGUUCUAGUGUGACUAGUCAAGUAGUGAAGCAACAACAACAACAGGCACAACAGAGUCAGUAUCAACAGCCUGCGAGACAACAUCCUAAUCAGCCUAAACAUCAGUCUAAACUUUUGAAGGGAAUAGGAAGAGGAAACAUGUUUAUCCAUCAGAACAAUUAUGUUGAUCCUUCUCAUAUAAAUGGAUUAUCUGCAGCUUCAGGAAGCCAACCUGUUGAGAAAGGUGAUCAAACCAUGCACCACAACUCAGCCAUCAACCCCUCAUCGCAAUUAUUCCCAUACCAUGUUCCUAUUUCCAACAAAACAAUAACUUCGGCAUAA
Messenger RNA from Vicia faba (fava bean), 486 nucleotides. NCBI's taxonomy places the organism in Eukaryota, Viridiplantae, Streptophyta, Magnoliopsida, Fabales, Fabaceae. The record is from the annotation of a GenBank genome assembly.